CAACCCAAUCUCUACUCUCCUUCACACCCAAACCCACAACCCCAAUCCGCCGUGUUCUUCUCUCCACAUCCGCCACAAUGCACGCACCAACCACCCGCAACGUGGCCGUCAUCGGCGCCGGAGCCGCCGGCUUAGUCGCCGCACGUGAGCUCCGGCGAGAAGGCCAUAAAGUUGUAGUCUUUGAGCGAGGAGACCAAUUGGGUGGCACCUGGGUCUACACUCCCGAAGUCGAGUCCGACCCAAUUGGGUCCGACCCAGAUAGAUCCGUAGUCCACACCAGCCUGUACCAGUCUCUCAGGACUAAUCUCCCGAGAGAGGUCAUGGGUUUUAGGGACUACCCAUUUGUGGCCAAGGAGGGAGAUGUGGAGAGAGACCCGAGAAGGUUUCCGGGUCACAGAGAGGUGUUGAUGUAUUUGAAGGAGUUUGCUGAGGUGUUUGGGGUGUGUGGGAGUGUGAGGUUUGAGAGUGAGGUGGUGUUUGUGGGUUUGGUGGAGGGUGGGAAGUGGGAGGUGAGGACUAGGAGUAAGAGAGGUGAGGAGUUUGAUGAGGUUUAUGAUGCUGUGGUUGUUUGUAAUGGUCAUUAUACUGAGCCUCGCAUUGCCAAUAUUCCAGGCAUUGACACAUGGAAAGGGAAGCAAAUUCACAGCCAUAAUUAUCGCACGCCUGAGCCAUAUCGAGACCAGGUUGUGAUAUUGAUAGGGAGCUCUGCUAGUGCUGUUGAUAUUUGUCGGGACAUUGCAGGAGUUGCCAAAGAAGUCCACAUUGCAUCUAGAUCUCUUCCUGAUGAAACAUUUGAGAAGAUGCCUGGCUAUGAUAAUAUGUGGCUUCAUUCUAUGGUCAAAAGUCUGACGGAAGAUGGUGGUGCUGUUUUCCCAGAUGGGAAUGUUGUCCGUGCUGAUGUUAUUCUUCACUGCACAGGGUACAUUUAUAGUUUCCCGUUCUUGGAGACCAAUGGCAUUGUGACUGUGGAUGACAACCGUGUGGAGCCACUUUACAAGCAUGUCUUCCCACCCGCCUUGGCUCCGUCACUAUCCUUUGUUGGGUUACCAUGGAAGGUUGUUCCUUUCCCCUUGUUUGAAUUACAAAGCAAGUGGAUAGCAGGUCUCUUAUCUAAUCGAAUUACACUUCCAUCUGAAGAGGAGAUGAUGGAGGAUGUCAGAGCCUUCCACAAUUCACUUGAAGCUUCUGGCAUACCUAAACGAUACACUCAUAACAUGGCUACUUAUCAGUUUGAAUAUGAUGAUUGGCUUGCUGCUCAGUGCGGUUGUCCAGUGUCUGAAGAAUGGAGAAAGCAAAUGUACUCAGCAGUUUCGAAGUAUAGGCGUGCUUGUCCAGAGACAUACCGGGAUGAGUGGGAAGAUGACCAAUUAAUAUUGCAAGCUCAGGAAGACUUCAAGAAUUACACCUGACUUCAUUUGGUCAUGAACAACUGAUAGCAAAUCAGUUGUAUAAUCUUGUUGUGUUCCUUUCUUCUAUGUUUGGAAUUGAGUUUCUCCAUAUAGUAUUCUGGGCUCAAGUCACAAUGUUGUAUUAUGUACCAUUUCUUCUCAAUAAGAUGUUGAACACGAGUAACUUGUAGAUGAAACACAUAAAGGUCGAGCUGCUUUCUUUGUUUGCUGUAGACUAUAAAGUUUGAGUAACCUCCAUUGCGUCCAUUC
Messenger RNA from Argentina anserina (silverweed cinquefoil), 1658 nucleotides. RefSeq names its product flavin-containing monooxygenase FMO GS-OX-like 2. The coding region runs from base 78 to 1409 and encodes 443 amino acids. The transcript is spliced from 7 exons. Gene Ontology annotation, molecular function: flavin adenine dinucleotide binding; NADP binding; N,N-dimethylaniline monooxygenase activity. The record is from RefSeq and is a predicted model, not a curated record. NCBI's taxonomy places the organism in Eukaryota, Viridiplantae, Streptophyta, Magnoliopsida, Rosales, Rosaceae.